AUGACUCGAUUUAGCAGUAGACGUAAAAAGAAGGAUCAUGUUGUAGAAAUGACACCAACCGUUGCACCACAGACACUAAGUGAACAAAAUAAGAAUGCUGCACUUGAAAGCCAUAUAUCGCCAAGAAAACUAAGCAUAUAUACAGUUGAAAAAUUAAAUCAAAAGUAUACGCUUAAUGAAGAUUUUCAAGAAAAUCCAGUUUCGAGUACAUGGAAUUAUAUUAAAAAAUAUUAUAAACCAACGCCAGCUUUUUUCAAAAGGCAACUAUUUAAACGAUUUCCAUGUAUCGAUUGGAUACGACAUUAUCAGAUCAAAGAAUGGCUCUUAUCCGAUCUCAUAUCUGGUUUAACUAUUGGUGUUGUGCAUAUUCCUCAAGGACUUGGCUAUGCUAUUCUCGCUGGUUUACCACCAGUGACAGGCCUUUACGUUUCUUUUUUUCCGGUUAUUAUCUAUGCUUUUCUUGGUACAUCCCGACAUUUAAGUAUUGGUACUUUUGCGGUGUCUUCACUUAUGAUUCUUGCUGCUAUCAAUAGUAGAGUGGGAACACUUAUUCCACCUAAUAGUAUUGCAUCGAUCGCAAAUACUACAACAACUACCAAUGGCGCUAUAACUACUGCAUAUACAUCUGAUACAUUGGAAACAACAUCUUUAACGAAUAAUCGAUAUUUAAGUAAUGACCCAGAUCAAGCUCGUAUUAUUCUUGGUACUGCAUUGGCACUUGUUUCUGGCUUAGUUCAUUUAGCUAUGGCUAUAUUACAUUUCGGUUACGUCACUGUUUAUUUAUCGGAUUCAAUCAUACAAGGCUUUACAACAGCAUCUGCUAUACAUAUAAUAACAAGUCAAUUACCACCAUUACUUGGUAUUAAAAUAAAAACUGUGACGGGACAAUCAAAAGUAAUUAAGAAUUGGAUCGAAAUUUUUAAAAAUAUUAACAAAUCAAAUGCUGCAACAUGUAUUAUUGGUGGUAUUAGUAUCGCCCUAUUUGCUACUGUUCGUGAUCAGAUUAAUGAACGUUUUAAAGGACGAAUACCAAUUCCAAUUCCAAUCGAAUUGAUUAUCGUUAUUCUUGGUACCAGUAUUUCUGCUGCCUUCGAUUUUAAUAAACGUUGGAAUGUUAAUAUUGUUGGCAGGCUUCCACUGGGAAUUCCAUCCCCAUCUGUUCCACCCAUGGGAGCCAUAUCAGAUGUGAUAGGUGAUGGUAUUGCAAUAGCCAUUGUAUGUUUUGUACUGAAUAUAAGUAUGGCUAAAUUAUUUGCAACAAAAUAUAAAUAUCCAGUGAGUCCAAAUCAAGAACUUUUUGCGUAUGGUGUUGGAAAUGUUGUCACGUCAUUUUUUAAUGGCUUUCCAGCUUGUGUUGCCCUAUCACGAUGUGCAGUCAUAGAAGGAACAGGAGGAAAAACACAACUUGGCGGAUUUCUGGCAUCGAUCGUUGUAUUAAUUAUUAUUCUAGUUGUUGGUCCAUUAUUUCGUACAUUACCAAAUACUUGUUUAGCAGCUAUCAUAAUAACAGCUAUGAAAAAUAUGCUUCUGCAAACUAAACAGUUACCUUUAUUAUGGCGUACAAACAAACUUGAAUUUCUCGCAUGGAUAAUAACAUUUGCUGGUGUUGUGUUACUUGAUGUUGAUUAUGGUCUAUAUGUUGGUGUUGCAACAACCAUUUUACUAUUGAUUAUUCGUUCACAAAGACCACACGCAUCAUCACUUGGCUAUCUAUCAUCGGCUAGUGUUUAUGAAGAUAAAAAUGCUUAUCCAUCAGCAACGGAUGUACCUAAUAUAAAAAUCUUUCGUUUUGAAGAAAAUAUUUAUUAUGCUAAUGUUGAUGUAUUUAAAAAAUUAUUCGUUAAACGUAUGGAGUAUCGUGUUGACGAUCAAAUUAAAGCAAUGAACGAUGAAGUGAUGAGUAUUGAACGCGAAUAUACCGCACGUUUAAAUAAACCAAAUAAAUAUAUCAUGAAAUUUAAACAACAUUUUCAAAACGAUAAUACAACAAAUAUAGAUGCAAAAUUAGAACAAGAUAAUAUUGAAAUUGAUGAAAAUAAAAUAAUAGAAGAGAAAAAUGAAAAAAUUAAAGAAGCAAGAAAAAAAUAUCGACCAAAUUUUGAUCAUAUUAUUAUCGAUUGUUCACCAGUUAAUUACAUGGAUAUGAUGGGUAUUAAAACAUUAAUACAAACUUUUAAAGAUUACAAAGAAAUUGGUGUUACUGUUCUUCUUUGUCAUGUUCGUCCUACAGUUUAUCGACAAUUAUUACGUAUGAAUUAUAUGCAAGUUGCUGGUCGUGAAUCUAUUCAUGUGGCUAUUAAUGAUGCAGUUUUACAUGCAUUAAGAACACGUUCUACUAGUGAUUCAACUGUCGGUAUACCAGAAGCUCCAAUCAUUCAUAUUGGCAUUGAAAAUGCUGCCUAUUAUGGAGAAUAUGAAGGUGAAAAUAAUGAUGCAAUUAUAAGAACUUAUUUGUAG
Messenger RNA from Rotaria socialis, 2457 nucleotides. The record is from the annotation of a GenBank genome assembly. Lineage: Eukaryota; Metazoa; Rotifera; Eurotatoria; Philodinida; Philodinidae.